Molecule: messenger RNA, 3034 nt
Organism: Nasonia vitripennis (jewel wasp)
Lineage: Eukaryota; Metazoa; Arthropoda; Insecta; Hymenoptera; Pteromalidae
Gene: KAT2A
Product: histone acetyltransferase KAT2A
Exons: 6
Coding region: 187-2637 (816 amino acids)
Biological process (GO): positive regulation of transcription by RNA polymerase II; chromatin remodeling
Cellular component (GO): nucleus; histone acetyltransferase complex
Molecular function (GO): histone H3 acetyltransferase activity; protein binding
Source: RefSeq, a predicted model, not a curated record
AGUGGGCGGCCUAGCUUUACCCUAACCUAACCUUAAAAUGCCUUGGUGACAAGUCGCGUAUAUAUUAAAGAAGCUGGUUCAGUUUGUUGUGUUUUAAACAACUGAGAAUAUCGAUACGAAUGCUUAAAAAAUUGUUAAUAAAAAAAGUCGGCUUGUGACAUUAUUGUGCCAAUAAAUUGUGCAAAGAUGUCGGGGGAAGAAGGCAGCAGACCUAUAUCCAACGUAUCUGCGGAGAGUGUGGGGCAACCUGUGACAAGUACAUCACAAGGAACAAGUAAUAAUGCAGAAGGAAAGACUACUCCACGACCGGAACAGGACAGCAGACAAAAUAACCUGCUCAGGAUUCAACAGCGCAAGCAGCAAAUGUUUAACUUGCCUCAAGUGAAAAAACUGUUAAAACUUGCAAAUUACAGUGCUUGUCAAGUCGAUGAAUGCAAGUGCAAUGGCUGGAAAAAUACACAGACAGUUGCAAAGUCUCCAAAGAAUGAGGCACAGCCAAUUGCAACAUUCAGUGAUCCUUGUAGAAGCUGUGAUCACAUUUUAGAAAAUCACAUUUCUCAUCUGGUUUCACAAUCAGAUGAAAUGAUAAACAAGUUAUUAGGGAUGGUUGUUGAUGUAGAUAACAUAUUCAUGGGAAUGCACAGGGAAGAGGAUCCAGAUACAAAAAGAGUGUAUUAUUUUUUAUUCAAACUUUUAAGAAAGAGUAUUUUGUCGAUGACAAAGCCAGCUAUAGAAGGACCACUAGGUCAGCCACCAUUUGAAAAGCCAAGUAUAUCAAAGGCAAUUGCAAACUUUGUAGUUUAUAAGUUUGGUCAUUUAUCGCAACGUGAUUGGCAAUCAAUGUACGACUUGGCGAAAAAUUUUUUGCACUGCUUAAACCAUUGGAAUUUUGAGACUCCUAGUGCCAGAAAGACAGCUGUUAAUGCAGAUGAAGCGCCAGCUUAUAAGAUUAAUUACACAAGGUGGCUUGUGUUUUGUCAUGUACCUGCAUUUUGCGAUUCGCUUCCUCAUUUUGACACAACUCUAGUGUUUGGUAGAACUUUACUCCAAGCAGUUUUCAAAUCAGUUUGUAAACAGUUGAUGGACAAAUGCCACAGUGAAAAGGAUAGGAUGUCAGCUGAGAAACGAGUUCUCGUUUUAAACCAUUUUCCAAAAUUCCUUUCAAUGUUAGAAAUCGAAAUCUAUUCGGAAAACUCUCCAAUAUGGGAUCCAGAAUUUAAGCAGGUUCUUCCAUCCCACUUGCAAAUGUCAGUAGAAUCCAAAGCAAAUCUGAAUCGCAGAACAGUUGGAGAGUUUGAGAAAGUGACAGUAGCACCCAACGAUAAGGAUAACUUUACGACAAUUAACCUCAGUCCAGGCAUGAAGAAGCUUCAAGGUAAAAGGUCACAUUCAGAAAUCAGGCCAGACGCAAAGAAAAGAAAGACUGAGGAAGUUUUUGAGGACUUGUCAGAGGAAACCGUAAUGAAGAUCAUAGCAACUAUUAAGGAUCCGAACUACAUGUUUGGACUGGACGCUAUUUUCCCACCAAACGCACCCAGAGAUGAGACUCCAAAAUUAGAGGAGAGCCGUAAAAUCAUAGAGUUUCACAUAGUCGGUAAUAGUUUGACACAACCUGUCUCUAAACAAACUAUGCUGUGGCUCAUUGGACUUCACAACGUGUUUAGUCAUCAACUAACAAGAAUGCCUAUGGAAUACAUUUCACAAUUAGUUUUUGAUCCGAAGCACAAAACUCUAGCGCUAAUAAAAGACGGCAGACCCAUCGGUGGAAUCUGUUUCCGAAUGUUCGCAAGCCAAGGGUUCACCGAAAUUGUAUUUUGCGCCAUGACGUCCGAACAGCAAGUUAAAGGCUACGGCACCCAUCUAAUGAACAUGCUCAAGGAUUAUCACAUCAAACAUAAUAUACUUCAUUUCCUCACGUUUGCCGAUGAAUUCGCUAUUGGCUAUUUUAAAAAGCAGGGAUUCAGCAAAGAUAUCAAAUUGCCACGUACUACUUUCCAGGGCUACAUCAAGGAUUACGAAGGGGCAAUGCUUAUGCACUGUGAGCUCAACGCAAAAAUCGUCUACACCGAGUUCACAACUGUAGUCCGAAAGCAAAAGGAGAUCGUAAAGCAACUUAUUUACCAGCGUCAGCAGGAAAUACAAAAGAUUCACCCGGGACUGACUUGCUUCAAGGAGGGUGUACGCGGCAUACCCGUCGAAUCUAUACCAGGUAUUCGAGAGACUGGGUGGAAAAAUUAUGCGCAGACGAGAACAAGGGGUGUCGCCAAAGGUUCACAAGGUCCAGAGCCUAUGGAGGCUUGUUUGGAUAUAAAUGACUCACUUUACAAUGCGCUUAAGAGCGUUUUAACGUCCAUUAAGAAUCACAGCGCUGCUUGGCCGUUCUUGAAGCCUGUCGAUAAAAGCGAAGUGCCUGAUUAUUACGAUCACAUCAAGUAUCCCAUGGAUUUGAAGACGAUGACAGAUCGGCUGAAGUCGAGGUAUUAUGUUACACGACGCCUCUUUAUUGCUGACAUGACGCGAAUUUUUACGAAUUGCCGACUGUACAAUGGCCCUGACACGGAAUACUAUUCGUGCGCCAACUCUUUAGAGAAGUAUUUCCAGACCAAGAUGAAGGAAAUUGGGCUCUGGGACAAAUAGUCGAGAGCAGGUAUGCCGCCAUCGCUGCCGAGCGACUGCCUGCAUCUAUCCACGUUCCCCGAUGUCUCGCUCUUCGAAGAUCUUGCUUCUAGUGAUCCACAAGAGUGAAGCUGACACUGUUGUACGUGAAAUUUUAAUCGGAACAAACGACACCCACCUAAUAGGUCUUUUGACGCGAGAAAGGUCUGUCAUGUAAAAAGUUGCGGUAAAAUAUAAGGACAUAUAGUUUUGGGAUAAGUUAUAUGCGUAUUUGAGCGAGGAAGAAAAUUUUCAUUAGAAUUAUUGUAAGAUUUAUGAAUUUAAGGAUGGGGUAAAGUUCUUAAGGAAUGGUACUGUAGAAGAGAAAGGUAUGCAAAGCGUUUGUUUCUGCUUUAUAGACUGAAUCGUUGUAAAAAAA